AUUUAUUGAACCUCAUGGCUUCUACCUGGCAGAAAGUGAGAGGCUUUUAUGAUUGGGCGCUGGAAAAUGGAGACAAGAGGACAGACCCCUGGUUCCUUGUUUACUCGCCCGUUCCUGUCACUGUGACCUUCAUUGUUUACCUUCUCAUUUGCAAGUAUGGACCAAAGUUUAUGCUGACGCGGGAACCAUUCAGUCUGAAAUAUGUCCUGAUCAUUUACAAUUUUCUCCUCGUUGGCAUCUCAUCCUACAUGUUUUGGGAGUUUCUGGUGACGUCUGUUCGUGCUGAGUACAGCUAUCGAUGCCAACCCGUGGACUACAGCAACAGUGAGCUGGGACUGCGGAUGGCAAAUGUCUGCUGGUGGUUUUUCUUCUCCAAGGUCAUUGAGCUGAUGGACACAAUAUUUUUUAUUAUGAGAAAAAAGCAAAAUCAGGUCACCUUUCUUCACGUCUACCAUCACGGCACCAUGAUUUUCAACUGGUGGGCGGGGGUGAAAUACGUACCCGGGGGUCAAUCUUUCUUCAUCGGCCUUUUGAAUUCUUUUGUUCACAUCGUGAUGUACAUGUACUAUGGCAUUGCAGCCUUGGGGCCCCACAUGCAGAAGUACCUGUGGUGGAAACGUUACCUCACCAUGCUUCAGCUGGUCCAGUUUUUGGGUAUUGCUGCUCACACCUCCUAUAACCUCUUCACAGACUGCGAUUUCCCAGAUGGGUUUAACCUUUUUGUAUUCCUCUACAUCAUCACCAUCAUCAUCCUGUUCUGCAACUUCUACUAUCAAACCUAUAUCCACGGCAAACGGAAAACAGCCUAAACCACAGGAAGUACCAUCUUUGGAUUUCUUUAUCCAUUGAGAGCAUCUAUAACAAACUCCUCACAUCUACCACAGGCGUAAAGUGUCUUUUUUGGGGGGGGAGGGAAAGGGUGAAAUGCAGGAGGAGCCGGGGGUGGGAGGGGGGAAUUAAAGCAAAAGUGUCUUCUUAUGAUACCUACUUUUGUACAUGAGGGUAACUGAGGAGGAAGGGUUUUUGUGGUACUCCCCUGAGAAAAGGUAUUUUUUUUUCAUUCUGUCAUUGGAAAAUUCUCAAAAACAAAAGUUUAGCGCACAUGGCCAGGACAGUUGGUCAGAAUUUGCUGCCAGUACCUAUUUACCUGUCUCUCCAAAACAUCCCUGAUGAAGGCACGAAAAAGAUUUCAAAUUUAAGACUGAAUUUCAACAUUUUCCGGCAAUGAAUUUUGAGACUCUGGUGUUUAGUGGCUAUGUUGCUCAUUCACAGUGUUAGUUAGUUAGUUGGUUGGUUGGUUGGUUAAGCUGAAAAGGAUCAAUAUGUUAUGAUGCCAGGCCACAAAGCAUUUGUCUGCACUUUGCUGCUUCAGGCAAUGGAUGCUCUAUGGUGUAAGUUCUAAUUUAUCUAAGUGUCUGCUUCCAAGGUCACAUAAUACUGAAGUGUGAUGGCACAUAGCAUUGGGGUGCUAGCACAUCAAGGCUUUAAAUGUGUAAAAUAUACUCGGGGGGUUGGGGGGUUGGUUAGCAGAGUCUCCCCAGGCCUGAACUCCCUGUGAGGAGAGGAGAUACCCCGCGGAAUAAUAAUCCUUACAAGUAUGUCUGUGGUAAUCAAAAGCAACCUUGGAGGUCUAGACAUGCACUGAGCUCUACCACCCAACGCCCUAAUGGAUAGAUUGAUCCUAGCUGGACAUGUCUUCUGUUUUUUUUCAUAUUAUUUUAUCAACUUCCACCAUGUUUGGGCUGGANUUUUUCACGUGGAGUGUGGAAUCCUGUGCUGGAGUCCGGUGUUGGGUUGGCAGCCAUGUGUACUUUCAAACGCACAAUGGACACAUGGUUAUAAGAGAAUAAAAUGAAGAAACAAAUGAGGGUGUGGUGGAGGGGUGGGAUGUGGGACUAGGGAUAGGAUUGAGGAUAGACACUCGUGUGGAGUAUAAACACCAGCAGAAUGGCCUGUUUCUGAGCUGUAACCGCUAUGAAUCUAGGACUCUCUGGGUACGGGAGGAUGCGAAUGUCUGGAAUGUAGAUACUAGUGAAGUGUGUCCGGUUACCACUUGGUGGGCCUGGAGAUGUUGGCCAUUUCCUUCCUCCCAAAAUCUCGUCUCCUCUGUAGAGUCUGACUCAGUCCUUCCUUCCACAGACAGACCACACCUAAACCUCUCCUGCUACUGCACACCACCCCACUCCAUCUUCUCUGUUGGGGGGGAAGUUCUGCAUAGACACUCCCUGAUCCCCAAAGGCCAAUCCAGUACCCACUUCAGAAUAUUCAUUGCUCUCGCCUGUCUCUUACCUAUUGUUUUGCCUUCUCCCUCUUUUCCCUGCUCCCCCAAGGCACACCUUUGCACACAUCAACCUGCUCAGGCUCAGUUGCGUUAUUUCAGAGUAUUUAUUCAUCCAUCGGUUUCCAUCCCUAUUAUACUCCGAAUACUGACAUUUAAAUAUCAAAUCGAUAACUUAGCUGCUUUUUUUAAAUAAAAAUUCUCAACAGCUCUCUACAGAGGUUUCUACAAUCUCCUCCAUCCUGAAGGAAAAUUCUGCUUGAGGCUUUUUUUCCUGUUAAAAAUGUAUGUCGUUCUUCUCUUGCGGUCAGUAAAUCAAAUUGCCUCCUUAAAUCUACCUCAUCUAUGGAGCUCACUAUUAUAAAGACCUUGGAUUAAGUGUCUUCAUCUUUGUGAGUCUCUCCUAAUAAGUUAUCCGAGUCUGAAAAUAAUCUUCCGGACACUCUGUUUUGUUUCGGAAGAUGAGGUGCUCUUCAAACUGGACACAGUAAGCCAAGUGUGGACACACUAGAUAUUCCGAACCCGGUAGGAAAAAAAGUGAUUUCACAGUGUAUGCGAUCCUGUAAUGCCCUGUCAAUAAGCAUUGUUUGAUGGUAGCUUCACCUCUGCCUUUAGAUUGAAGAGCUUCGUUGACAGAAGUUUCACAUUAUCUGAAAGCUUUUAGUGGGUAAUGUAUCAUCGCAUCCAGAUGUUUCCCUCUCCACAUCUGCUUGUAGCCAAGUCACCCUAACCAUUGUGUGCUGUGCCUGGUUCCAACUUCCAUCCCCUUAUACUUGUGUACGUGAAGAGCGAGGGAAGCUGAUUGUUCAGAAAGAGAUAUACUAUAUUAGAUUAGUGAGUUGGCAUUUGACUUACACCUGGACUCUCAGUUAUUGCAGCCAGAAAAACCCAAUCCCAUCCCGUGUUGUUUUUUGUUACUUGAGCCCUCAACCUGUGCUUCCUUCCCAGUAUCUCACCACUGAUCUGAAAGGCUGUGGCAAAGUCGUGGGAGAUAGGUUGAGGGUCUGACACAAUAAAGGGGAAGGAGAGGGGAUGUAAUAAACUGAGGCAAAUGGAGAAUUUAAAGUCGGGCUCAUCUGAUUUCCCUCCAUAAUGUCACACUGGAUGAGCACAACAUGUCCAUUUGAGUUCCAUAUAAUGGAGUGUAUUAAACCAGAGACUUCUAUCCUCCACUCUCCCCUCUGGUUAAUGUGGGAAUAGCUUGUAAAGGCGAGUUCAAGGACUGUGAUAGCCGUUUACAUCAGAAACAAGCCAUUGUCAUUUUCUUAAGCUGGGGCUCAUUGCACUUUUUUUUAUUUUUGAAUUAUUCAGAAGAAACAGCCUGAUAGUGAUCCUCCAAAGUCAGGCCAGUCAUCUUUAUUUGCCAUGUACAGGAUACACCAGAAGUGGCCUGACCACUCCUUUGAUUUCUUCUCAUUCCCCUACACUUUGUUUCUUCAGCUCUCGGCCGCUCACUUGGUUUUUGUUCUCGAGGUCUGACCUGCUAAGUGUUAAUUUCUGGUUAAACGAUCAAGCGAAUGCAAGCAGCUAUUGCACACCGCAAACCUCAAUGGCAUUUACAUUAACCCUCUGCUGUAAUACUGUUCAGGUCUUGCUUCCUGAUCCUGAUCACUUUAUUAGGGUUUUCUUUUCCCCUGCUGAAUGUAUUGGCUGAUUGACCUUCUGUUGGCUGAGGACAAUGUAUUCUGGCCUCUAGGGCAAAGGGAGACCUUGCCUCAACUAUUAAGGAACAAAGAGGACAAAGAUUUUUUUAAAAAACAUGGAGUGAUUUUCAAAGUAAAAGUGCCUGGCUGACUCAGCUCCGAGUCCUGUAUCCUUUCAGGUCAAACCCUGCGUAGCAUGUGCGUGUUGUCAGCUUGUGCAUCUAUUAUACGUAGCACAGAUACAGAGACAUCAAUGCACGUUAAAUGGUCCAGGAAUUUCAAAGGGAAAUGAGCAAUGAUUAAUAGCCCAGUGUGUGCAGAGCCUGAAACCUCUCAAACCUGGAAAUCUCAGGAAUAUCCAUUAUUUUCCGUAGGAGUUCAUUGGUCAUUUUUUUUAAAGGAAAUAAUUAGUGUUGCUCUUUAAACAGUGUGUACAUUUUGUACCAGUGUACUUUAUGGAUAAUUAGAAAUCGAAUCACUGUAUGAACUAUCUGUGACUGUGUUUUAAAGGAAUUACUUUUGGCAGCUGUUCAGUAGGUCCAGUAGCAAGGAAAAGCUCCUCCCAAAGCCCAGUGCGCAUGGUAACGUCCUACAGAAAUCAGACCAACACCUGAUGGUGAAAGAUGUACAUGUGCUAACUUCAGGUGGAGAGUUGGAAAGUCCAUACACACACACACACACACACUCGCUCUGAGCUCACCAACAUGACUCACUGUCAAAUCUCCCACAUGAACAGUAGCUGUUCGGAGGAGGGACUCAAAGGUGCCCCCAAGCCAGUGGAACCAUUUGUACCACAGUAGAAAGGGAGGCAGGUGGGUGGGGGGUGGAAUAACCAUCCGGGUGGGAGGAGAAUAUAGGGAAAAAUACUAUUUUGUAAAAUAUUGUGGUUUUGUUGAUCAUUGCACUGGAAAAUUAACAUUUUCUUUAAAUUUUACGUCGCCUAUGUUAAAGCUCUAGGACUUGCAUUGCUCUAGCGAGUACGGUGAGGAGUCCUGUAUUCCCAACCUAAAGUGACACAAUAACAUUGAUUUUUUUUUACCACCAUUUCUUGCUUCUUCCUUGCAUGCCCCUCAAGCUGCCUGCCUACUCUGAGCUCUGAAGGGGAGUGCGAAGGGGAUCUUUUGCUCUUGUUUCUUUUUGCUGCUGAUGGUUUACCCACCUGGUUGGGUGGCGUGCACUGUGCCAUGAAAUGGCUGCCAAUGUUUAGCACUUCCUGUUGGCUAAUCCAACCCGAUUGUGACUGCUGCUCUGUGUUCGGGGAAGCUCUGAGUAGGGAUGACAGUCACACCUGGCAUUCUGAUGACAUUCUCCUGAUACCCUGAUGCAGUGUGUUUGCAGAUAGGCUGUCUUCUUGUUUUGAAUUACUUAGCAGCCCAUUUGGCUGAUGUUUUCAUUUAAACAACCGCUAUGCAAGACCCGACAGAUAUACAUCUUAAAUCAAGUUGUAAUAAUAAUAACCUGGUCACUCGGUCCACGACUGUGGGACACUGCUGUGCGCAAUUGGCUGCUGCGUUCUGCCCACAAAAAUGUACAGUCAAUUCACUUUACCGUAUAUUUUGUGAAGCGCUUUGAGAACAUCUCAAAGACUUGAUAAGGCGCUGUAUCAAAUGCAAGGAUUAUUACUUUAAUAUCUGUGAUGUCUUGCAUACUGGUCAUUACAGGUUCCAGAAUGGGAAGAGUAGAAAUAGUCCAAACUGUCCUUUCAAAGGAAAGAAUCCUUCCUUGUUUAGUCAUUAGUCAAGGAAAUGAAACCACUAGGACCAGUUGAUGUUGAGGGGGUUGGGAAUUGCAUGGUUGUGUGAUUCAGUCAUUAGCCCAAAGAUUGAAUGGAAACCUGGGACUGAGUCACAAGCUCAUCCAAAUCCAUAUUUGUCACAUAAUGAAAGAUUAACUGCACCUUUAUGUUGAGUCAGACCAUUGUUUCAGACUGUUCGGAAGUGUGCAGUAGUUCAUAGCACUGCUGUAGAACUGCAGAUACUGGAGGGCAUUUGGAUCAGUCUCUGCCCAACCUGGUUUCCUGUUUAAACCGAGCUAUUCUUGAGCUAUUUAUAGUUGUGGGUCUUGCAAUAUCACUUGAUGAGUGUCCUGUUUGUCAGAUCCUGGCUCUUAAUGGAUCGGAGCAUUGAAGUAAUAAACAUAGUCACGAGCAGAUCAAAGCUCAAGUGAUUUUUUUUUAACGUUGAGCGGAAAUAUUGUUGACCGUUUCAGAAGACGAUCUUCAUAUGACUAUUUGUUCACUGCUCUUGUUCUCUGGUUACCGGAAGUUGUUUAUAUGCAGAUUCUCCAAAUGAGAGGGGAUUGGGAUGGCUCCAGUAAUGAGAAAUAUUUCAAUUGUCAUUGGUAACUAAUCGGCAAUAACUGGCUGUUAUCCUCUAUUAUAAAAAGAUUGCACUGGAAAAUUAAAAAUGUUAAUUUUAAAUAUCCUAUGUUGAAGCACUAGGACUCACCUUGUUUAUUGUAUUCCCAACCUAAAUAUAUACAUUAAUGUUGAUUUUUAUCACAUUCCUUUCCUCUGUGCCUGCUCCCUAGCUGUAUGUUCUGAAGGAGAGUGUGUGGCCCAGGCAAACACAGUAUUUCACGAUCACAGUAUAGAAUUAACAACACUCUUGACAGUGUCAGCAGAGAGACAGUCACUCAAAUGGUUGUCCAAAAAAAAGUAAAAAUUAUUUUUUAAGUUCCGAAAGAGUCUGUUUUGAAAGAUGUGAUAGCAAUGAGCGCUGAGGAGCUCCUGUGGGGUUAUGAGAUUGUUUGUUUGUUUGUUAAAUAGAUGUUACUAGGAUAAUAAUUGCAGACUGACCUAUUAAAUGUUUUAAUGAAGA
Molecule: messenger RNA, 6740 nt
Organism: Callorhinchus milii (elephant shark)
Lineage: Eukaryota; Metazoa; Chordata; Chondrichthyes; Chimaeriformes; Callorhinchidae
Product: elongation of very long chain fatty acids protein 4
Exons: 7
Coding region: 15-809 (264 amino acids)
Biological process (GO): sphingolipid biosynthetic process; fatty acid elongation, monounsaturated fatty acid; very long-chain fatty acid biosynthetic process
Cellular component (GO): endoplasmic reticulum membrane
Molecular function (GO): fatty acid elongase activity
Source: RefSeq, a predicted model, not a curated record